This is a messenger RNA of Lactuca sativa (garden lettuce), 1531 nucleotides long. It is a transcript of the gene PRP4, whose product is annotated as proline-rich protein 4. NCBI's taxonomy places the organism in Eukaryota, Viridiplantae, Streptophyta, Magnoliopsida, Asterales, Asteraceae. The record is from RefSeq and is a predicted model, not a curated record.
AUAGUCACUCGAACACAAGGCUUUGUAGAAGCUAAUUCACUUCAUCUUAUGUGUUUUCAUUGAGACUCUUAAGUCUUUUUUUCUCGAUGAGGGGGUCUUUUCUUUUACUUUUUUUAUUGGUUUCUGGGAGUUUGUGUUAUGGUAAUGCCAAGAAUGUAGAGGUUGUUGGUAUUGGAGAAUGUGCUGAUUGCAAAGAGAAUAACAUCGACACAAUCCAUGCAGUGUCAGGGUUAAAAGUGACAAUUGACUGCAAGCUUGAAGAUGGUAAGUUCAAAACAAGAGGUGUAGGAAAAUUGAACGAAGAAGGACACUUCAAAAUCUCUCUUCCUCAAGAAAUCUUGAAAGAUGAAAAGUUGGGUGAAGAAUGCUACGUACAACUCCACAAUGCAGCAAAUGCACCUUGUGCAAUUCACAGUGGAUUAGAAGCUUCUAAAAUCAGUUUCCUUUCAAAGUCCGAUAAAACCCACACCUUCGGACCCACCGGAAAACUUAAAUUUUCAUCGGCGGUUUGCACCUCCGCUUUCUUUUGGCCGGGAUACAAACACCCGUCUAUCCCAAAACCAUCGUUCCCAAAAGACCACCCUUGGUUAAAGAAGUUCGGCCACAUUUUCAAAAAACCAUGUCCGCCGCUUCCACCAAAGAUCCUCCCUCCUGUCCCCACAAUACCCAUCAAAAAGCCAUGUCCGCCACCGGUUCCCGUCUACAAACCAACACCUAAGCCGGAGCCACCGGUUUACAAACCAGAACCCAAGCCAACACCGCCGGUUUACAAACCAGAGCCAAAGCCUACGCCUCCUGUUUACAAGCCAAAGCCAACGCCGCCUGUUUACAAGCCAAAGCCGACGCCGCCGGUUUACAAGCCAGAGCCAAAGCCAACGCCGCCGGUAUACAAGCCAGAGCCGAAGCCAACGCCGCCGGUGUACAAGCCAGAGCCGAAGCCAACACCGCCGGUAUACAAGCCGGAGCCGAAGCCAACGCCGCCGGUGGUUCCCAUCUAUAAGCCGCAUCCAAAAAUAUUGCCACCGAUGGUUCCGAUUUAUAAGCCGCAUCCAAAAAUCUUGCCGCCGCCAAUUCCGAUUUACAAGCCGCAUCCGAAAAUAUUGCCGCCAAUGAUUCCGAUUUACAAGCCGCAUCCAAAAAUCUUGCCGCCGUUUUAUAAGAAACCAUGCCCACCAUUUGCAGUGCCGAAGCUUCCGCCGCUACCCAGCUUUCCACCAAAACAUUUCCAUCAUCCUCUCAUACCGGUGCCACCUCAUAAUUAAACUCUCAUAUUUAAAUUAUUUAAAUUCUGUAAGUUUUAUAUAUGCAUGUAGGAUUAUUAAAUACCGACGUUUCAAGAAAGUAAUAAAGAUUCGAAGGUGGAUGAUAGGAGUAUCGAGUGUUUUUAAAGGGUAGAUGAUGUGAAGAUCUGGUGUGUGAGUUCGAGGUUGUUUAUGGAGUUUGGAUAUUUAUUUUGUUGUAUUUAUAUAUUUAUUAUAAUAUAAUAAAUAUUUGUAUUUGUAACAAUCAAAGAAGUCUCGUUUGUUUUGAA